Molecule: messenger RNA, 1884 nt
Organism: Galendromus occidentalis (western predatory mite)
Lineage: Eukaryota; Metazoa; Arthropoda; Arachnida; Mesostigmata; Phytoseiidae
Gene: stck
Product: LIM zinc finger domain containing stck
Exons: 7
Coding region: 243-1514 (423 amino acids)
Biological process (GO): positive regulation of substrate adhesion-dependent cell spreading; cell-cell junction organization; positive regulation of integrin-mediated signaling pathway
Cellular component (GO): cytoplasm; cell-cell junction; focal adhesion
Source: RefSeq, a predicted model, not a curated record
AGUGUGGUGAUGUUGGAAGAGCGUUCUACAUAGAUCAUCCGCUCAUUCUAGCGUGCAAUUGGCAGGACAGCGGCUUCGUGGUAGAACUGUUCCAUGGUGAACGCCUUCGAGGAAGUGAACUCACGAUGCUAUGAUGAUCAGGGAAACCGUGCUGUGUACAAGUUGACGUCUCUUGUUUUCUGAGCCCGGAUAGAGCGCCGGACAGAGACUCCGCUGAGCCGAAUAACUCUCGUGUCAUCAGAAUGGAAUCUUCGCCGUUCCACAAACAGCACCAGGAGACGGCUCAUCCUCUGUACGAAAACCUCGAGUCAGCACUGGCCAACCUGUCGAUCGAGAGCGAAUACGAUGUGGCAGAGUAUGGGGUUCUCGGACCGCCUGUGCCUCCUCGGAGAAAUCAAAUUCGAGCAUCUACUCCGAACGGAAGUCUCAGCUCUGGAUCUCUCCGCGAGAGUGGUUCCUCGGGGGGAGGGGGCAUACCCGACAUUCCAGUCCUGGCAACCCCGGUGAAUGAUCCAUCAAGCUCCAUUGUGAUGUCUCUGUCAUCGAUGAUUUGUCAUCGGUGCAAUGAAGGCUUCGAGCCGCACGAAAAAAUUGUCAAGUCGCAUGGCGAAACCUGGCAUCAGCAAUGUUUCGUCUGUGCGCAAUGUUUCAAACCUUUCCCCGAUGGAAUAUUCUACGAGUUCGAAGGCCGGAAAUACUGUGAGCACGACUUCCACGUGUUGUACGCGCCGUCGUGCGGCAAAUGUAAUGAAUUCAUCAUCGGGAGAGUAAUUAAAGCCAUGAAUAAGAGCUGGCAUCCUCAUUGCUUCUGCUGUGAAAUCUGCAACCAGUGCCUAUCGGAUAGUGGUUUCAUCAAAAACGCCAAUCGGGCUCUGUGUCACGACUGCAAUGCCCGCGAGAAAGCGGCCGCCAUCGGCAAGCACAUCUGCUACAAGUGCCACGGUAUCAUCGACGACAAGCCGUUGAAAUGGCGGAAUGAGCCGUUCCACGCUUAUCAUUUCAACUGUACCACAUGUAGCGCCGAGUUGACGUCGGAUGCACGUGAGCUGAAAGGCGAUCUAUACUGUCUGCGUUGCCACGAUAAAAUGGGAAUCCCUAUCUGUGGCGCCUGCCGGAGACCUAUCGAAGAGCGAGUCGUUACUGCUCUGGGGAAGCAUUUCCACGUUGAGCAUUUCGUCUGCGCCAAAUGCGAGAAACCCUUCAUGGGCCACAAGCAUUUCGAGAAGAAAGGUCUCGCCUACUGUGAAACACACUAUCAUCAGCUGUUCGGAAACUUAUGUUAUACGUGCAACAAGGUCAUCGAGGGAGAUGUAUUCACUGCUCUGGAGAAAGCCUGGUGCGUCAAUCAUUUCGCGUGCUCCAUUUGUAACGACAAAAUGAAUCAAAAAACGAAGUUCUACGAACUCGAUUUGAAACCGGUAUGCAAGCGGUGCUACGAGAAGCUGCCUUCGGAGCUACGGAAACGGAUACAGAAACUGCACAAGAUCCCACCUAAAAAGCAACAAAUGACAUAAACAUGUUUGAAUGGCUUGUUGAAAUCAAGAUAUUCCCCCUUCGUAAUCGUUGCCGUUAUUAAUGCGAGAAUGCAGCCUCGACGACAAAACUUUCACCUCGAUUCGUAAUGAGACGAGCGGACAUCACCAAUCGUUGUGAGACUCAGUCCUUUAACAUAACUUUGCAUAUAGUAUUCGGAGCGUAAUCAGUCGAAACCGGCCGGGCGGCCCAGUUUCAAAACUCAUCGUUUACAUCAUCUGUGACUGAUUCGACUGGUCAGCGAAACCCGGAAGAUUCGCGCGGGUUCGGAGCAAAAACAUACCUAGCUUCGACUGCGAAGCGAACUCCUACCUGUACUCGCAUGUGCAAAUAAAACCCGGAAUUUUAACA